This is a messenger RNA of Cynoglossus semilaevis (tongue sole), 815 nucleotides long. RefSeq names its product 60S ribosomal protein L35-like. Gene Ontology annotation, biological process: translation; maturation of LSU-rRNA from tricistronic rRNA transcript (SSU-rRNA, 5.8S rRNA, LSU-rRNA). Gene Ontology annotation, molecular function: mRNA binding; structural constituent of ribosome. Gene Ontology annotation, cellular component: cytosolic large ribosomal subunit; ribosome. The record is from RefSeq and is a predicted model, not a curated record. The transcript is spliced from 3 exons. NCBI's taxonomy places the organism in Eukaryota, Metazoa, Chordata, Actinopteri, Pleuronectiformes, Cynoglossidae. Bases 121 to 378 code for a protein of 85 amino acids.
AGUUGAUGGGGGCGCUCGUUCCUAUUCUGAAACUUAGACCGACGAAGAAGAAAAUCACCGGAAACUUUUAUGUGAGCACGCGGUGUGUCCGGCCUUUCCAACGAGGCGUCGAACAGGAACAUGGCCAAGAUCAAGGCACGAGAUCUGAGGGGUAAGAAGAAGGAAGAGCUGCUGAAGCAGCUGGAUGACCUCAAGAAUGAACUAUCUCAGCUACGUGUGGCCAAGGUCACUGGAGGAGCUGCUUCCAAGCUCUCAAAGAUCCGCGUUGUCCGCAAGUCCAUCGCUAGAGUCCUGACUGUCAUCAACCAGACGCAGAAGGAGAAUCUGAGGAAGUUCUACAAGGUGAGAGCAGCUGCAGCAGCAGAAUAUUUAAAAUAGCUGCAUGAUUAUUUAUACACGUUUCAACCGACUUGGUACUGAGGCUUUUCCUGUGGUUUGCUUGUCUGAGAAGAUGCUUACUAAGCUGAAGUUUGCUGAUGCAUUCACAAAAGCUUGCCAAAAGACUGAGACUUGAUAACCAGGAAGUUCCGAAAAGCACCAACUGUUGUCACUGACUGCAACACUUCAUAUGACCAGAAACAUUUGUCGGUUCUGUGCCUUUAUUACAGUGAUGCUAGAGGAGAAGUAAACACUGUUUAUUAAUCAUGUUGAAGAUGAAACCAGUACUUAGGCAAAAAAAAAGUCAGUCUAAUUCAAUGUUCCCUCUAAUUUUUCAUGUAUCUGGGCAUACACACAAGCUCCCUGAGCAAACUGAGGACUACUGUGAGCAACAUCAGAUAUGCGCGCUUUAUUUUUAAAUAAGUAAUUUGGUCCAC